AAGCUUACUUUCUCACAUCCUUACAAAGAAAUUCUCAAAAUUCUUCAAAUUAAUUGUACUUCCCCUAAAAUAAGUGAAGAUGAAGCUGAAACGUCAGCCAAAAAGCGUGGAAGAAAAAAAUUAUAUGUUCCAGAAAUGACUUUUAAAUCAGAAGAGGCUAUCCGUAUUAUUGAACAAAUCGAUCAAGCUAUAAGGGUUGAUGAAUCAGGUGAAAAAAGUAGUAGUCAGUUUCAACCUGAUAAAUGUAUUUGUAUUACUCAAGAGAAUGAAUGUUAUACUAGCCUAGUUGCUGAAAUACCUGAAUCAAAAAUAAGUAAAUUAACUUCUUGGGCUGUCUGUAAAGGUGCAAUUUGUACAUCCAGCAGUGAUAUGGUUCUAGCAGUUCUG
Racocetra fulgida is the source of this 387-nucleotide messenger RNA. Lineage: Eukaryota; Fungi; Glomeromycota; Glomeromycetes; Diversisporales; Gigasporaceae. The record is from the annotation of a GenBank genome assembly.